Messenger RNA from Batrachochytrium dendrobatidis JAM81, 288 nucleotides. RefSeq lists its product as uncharacterized. Lineage: Eukaryota; Fungi; Chytridiomycota; Chytridiomycetes; Rhizophydiales. The transcript has a single exon. The annotation marks the transcript as partial. Gene Ontology annotation, molecular function: protein-disulfide reductase activity. The record is from RefSeq and is a predicted model, not a curated record. Gene Ontology annotation, cellular component: cytosol.
AUUUCAUCUGUAGCCGAGUUUGAUAAACUUAUUGAGAGCAACAAGCUUACUGUUGUAGAUUUUUUUGCAGAAUGGUGUGGUCCAUGCAAGAUGGUUGCACCUCGAUUUGAAGCCUUGGCAAAAAAGACACCCAAUGUGCAGUUUCUCAAGGUCGAUGUUGAUCAACUGCAGGCUAUCUCAAGCAAGCAUGGUGUACGAGCAAUGCCAACAUUCCAGUUUUUCAAAAAGGGCAGCAAAGUGAACGAGGUCGUUGGCGCAGAUAUUAACAAGGUGGAACAGCUUGUAAAG